AACGUAAAUUAGCUCUUUCAUUUGACAUCAGGAUGCUAACUAGUUAGCCCGAGUUAGCCUAGAAAAAACUACGUCGGUGUGCCAUGUGGGCACUGACAACAUUGAAGAAAUCAGACGUCUGUUCCAGUCCAAUGUGUUUCUGCGGUGAAAUCGAAGGUUGAGACUUCCAGCUGCUCUUCUGACCGCUGCCCUCCUCGAUGAGGUACCGAGGAGCUCAGAUCUGCGUCCGGGCUGGAGCCUCGUGCCGUCUGUCCCGUCUCCCCCUGCAUGGAUCUCAGCCCGGCACAGUCGCUCUGGUCCGAACCUACGCUGCUCAACAACAGCCCGCCGCCCCCACACCCACUGACCCCCCCCCUCCUGAUGGGAAGAGCACUGCUGAGGUGGUGAAGGAGCGCACCCUGGUUGCAUUACAGCAUGCAGGUGAGUUGGGGCGGCAGUGGGGUCAGAGGUCGGCCCAGAUGGCCACAGCCUCGGCCAACUACUGGUGGGGAAGGUACGAGGAGUUUGUCGGGCUCAACGAGGUCCGCGUGGCCCAGACCAAGGUCACAGAGGCCGAGGCAGCCUUCAUGGUGGCCAGAGGGAUGGUGCGCGAGGCUCACGGCAGCUUGGAGGCCCUGCAGGUCCGGCUGAAGGAGGUCAGGGACCGGCUGGACCGGGUCUCCCGGGAGGAGGCUCACUACUUGGAGCUCGCCACGCAGGAGCACAAACUGCUGCAGGAGGAGCGGCGGCUCCGCACGGCGUACGAGAACGCAGAGGGCUCCGAGAGGGAGAAGUUCGGCCUGUUUUCCGCCGGCGUCAGGGAGAGCCACGAGAAGGAGAGGACGAGGGCGGAGCGCACCAAGAACUGGUCCGUCAUUGGCUCGGUGCUGGGCGCCCUCAUCGGGGUCAUGGGGUCCACGUACAUCAACCGCGUCCGGCUGCAGGAGCUGAAGAGUCUCCUGCUGGAGGCCCAGAAGGGUCCGGAGAGCCUGCAAGAAGCCCUGAGAGUCCAGGCCGGAAACCAUCGCUCCCAGCAGGCCGAGCUGCGGGCCAUCAUCGACCGCCUCGGGGGCGCUCUGAGCGACGCCUUCACUCAGAGAGACGCCGAGGCUGGGGAGAAGAGUGGCCCCGCCCCGACGCCGUCGGCCGCCCCGACCCUUUUGGCCCUGAGAGACCUCCAGGUUGGCAGCCGGAAGGCGGAGUCCAUCCUGGAGGCUCUUCGGCCGCAGGUGGGGCAGCUGGAGCAGGGCCUCGGGCGGGUCGAGGGCGAGUUGACGUCGUUGAGGAGGCUGCUGGAGACCAGAGCGCACGCCGCUCAGCACGCCGCUCGGCCACAGGUAGCAGCCCCCGUGAGACCAGAGCCACCGGAGAGGGAGGACCGAUGGGAGUCGGAGGCGGCGGUGAUGCGUCUGGAAGACACCCAGAGGACACUGGGAGAACGAAUCAGGACAAACAAUCUUUACAACGCCGUGUUCACCUACACCGCCACCGCCAUCACCAUCUCUGCCGUCUACCUGCUGACCAAAGGAACCGGUUAGACUCGACGCUCGCGCACCUGCUCAUGGGACAGAUGAUCGAAAUGAAUUAUGUCAGAAUUGACUGAAAGUAACGCAGUUUCAAUAAUAAACUGCUUACUGGAGAUCAUGUACGACUGCUGCUGCUAAUUCUGUGAUCUGCAGAUAAAAGUUAAUUAUUUGCCAUCACAUCAAUUAGUGUGUGUCAUUUUAAUCAGGACUUUGACAAAUAAUAACACCAUAUUUUCCUGUAGCUUAUAUAAGUAUCAUCACAGUCUCCCAGAAGUCAAGAUCACCUCUUUAAAGUUCUUCAAACAUUGCUGAUUAACCGACAGAUGGAGCUGUGUGCUAGUUUGGAAAGAGACUAUUUUAUUUGGGAGUUUAUGACUUUUGGAUUAUGAGGCAGGACCAACCAUCAAACGAGGUCAUUGGGAAUGUUUCAAAAACUCAAAAGAAUAAAUGAUUCCUGUUAUAUAACAUGAGAAAAUCAUAACAGUUGACAAACUGGAACCAGUUGUGUUUGUGCCUUUUUCUCUUGAUAAAUUACACAAAUUAAAUUAAGUGUGGCUUUUCACAAAUUUUCAAGACCAAUUUGAGAAAGUCUCUUCGGAGUAAAUAUAAAGGUAGAGUUCCGUAACCACACGUGAGAAUGUGAACGAGGUUCUUCGGACACGGUUGCUAACCUACUUGAACAUACUUGAAUGUGUUGUGUUUGUCAUGUUGUUAAUCAUUACAUUAAAUAAUUUUGUUUUGUUUGCUUCUAAAAUAGAAAAAUAUGAAGUGAAAUGUUUUAAAACGUUAAUUCUCUGUAGUGACCAGCAGGGGGCGACUCCUCUUGUCCCAUAGAAGUCUAUGAGAAAAUGACUCUACUCUUGAUUUAUUUAAAUUGGCUAGAAUUAAAACAUUUCUCUAAUUUCUACAUAAAACAACGA
Molecule: messenger RNA, 2425 nt
Organism: Pungitius pungitius (ninespine stickleback)
Lineage: Eukaryota; Metazoa; Chordata; Actinopteri; Perciformes; Gasterosteidae
Gene: ccdc51
Product: coiled-coil domain containing 51
Exons: 7
Coding region: 198-1517 (439 amino acids)
Source: RefSeq, a predicted model, not a curated record